AUGGCACAUGAAUCACAAGAGGCGGAUGAGAAGAAGUGGCCUCCCCAUGUAGAACAUAUAUUUAUUGAGAUAAUGUUGGAGGAACAAGUUAAGGGUAACAUGCCAAACGGUGUGUUCAAGGGUCCUACAUGGGCAUCAAUUACAAAUGAACUUAACCAAAGGACCGGGAAAGACUUUAUCUUUAAGCAAGUUCAACAGAAGCAUAAUAGGCUCCGACUCAAACAACGCAAGUGGAGCCAGUUGCUAAGACACACGGGGUUGGGGUGGGACGAGCAAACCCAAACAAUUACUUGUGAUGACGAGGUGUGGCAGAAUGUGAUUGCGGGCAAUCGUGGUGCAGCUAACUUAAGGAAACAGGGAUGCCCAGACUACCCAUCACUGCAGCAGUUAUUCGCCCCUAGUACUGCGACUGGGAACCUGCAGAUCUCCUCAAACACUCCUCCCCUGAAUAGUGACGAGGAGCGUGCCCUAGAGGAAGAGCUUGCCAAUGCCAAUGUCAAUGCAAGUGCACCCAUCAAUGUGGACGAUGACUGUUAUACUCCUAACUUUGACAGUUUCCCGCAAAAUGUAGAGGAUGUUGAGGUUGAGGAGGUAACCCAACGGGCGGAAAAACGUCCUGUGCAAGAUGCAAGUGGCAAGGGUAAGAAGGUCUUGAAGAAGUCGGAUAAGCUAAGUGAACUAACUGUGGCCCUAAAGGACUACACCUCAAUGACGAAGGAUAGGUUCAGUGGUAAACUCGGCAAGGCCAGCGGUUCAUCCGAGCAGUUCGCCCAAUCCGGCAUAGGGGGUGAUCCUUGUUCACUUGGCAAGGCAAUUCAGUUGCUGAAUACAUAUGAGGAUCUAAGUAACAAGGCCUCUGUCAAGGUGUCAAAGGUUCUGCAGCAACCGGAUAAUAGGGUAGUGUUUAUGGGUAUGCCGGAGCAUAGGAGGAAGACUUGGAUUGAGGACAUUCUAAACCCGGAGGAGGAUUGA
Molecule: messenger RNA, 972 nt
Organism: Quercus lobata
Lineage: Eukaryota; Viridiplantae; Streptophyta; Magnoliopsida; Fagales; Fagaceae
Exons: 2
Coding region: 1-972 (323 amino acids)
Source: RefSeq, a predicted model, not a curated record